This is a messenger RNA of Entelurus aequoreus (snake pipefish), 2003 nucleotides long. RefSeq names its product zinc finger protein 501-like. Gene Ontology annotation, molecular function: DNA-binding transcription factor activity; RNA polymerase II cis-regulatory region sequence-specific DNA binding. Bases 660 to 1859 code for a protein of 399 amino acids. Gene Ontology annotation, biological process: regulation of transcription by RNA polymerase II. The transcript has 3 exons. NCBI's taxonomy places the organism in Eukaryota, Metazoa, Chordata, Actinopteri, Syngnathiformes, Syngnathidae. The record is from RefSeq and is a predicted model, not a curated record.
CGCCAUUAAACCAAAGAAGAAGAAGAACAAUGUUGCGCAUGUGUAGACUGAUAGCGUCUCCAUACCAAAAGUGUGGUGGUGACUACAACAGAGCAGCGCAGUCUUAUUCAUUUACACGUCUGUUUGUUUAUCGUAUCGUGACAAGAUGAACUAGACUCGUCUCAGUGAACUUCGAAGCAUGUUCGGCUCGAUAGGCAGCUUAGCUAGCUAGCUUAGCUUGCUAGUUAGCUUAGCUCGUUAGCCGCUAACAAAUAGACGCGGAAGUUAUCAACACAUCGCUAAGUAGAGAUCAAGUGCGAGUGUAAAGUGUUGUGGUUGUGUGAAAAUGUGCGUGAAAUACAAUUUCUGAGAGUUUGGUGAAGCAGCGACUAACUGCGGCGGGUUAAGAAAUGCUAGAAGGAACGAUAGCCGAAUACGAGGAGGAAGAUUAUCCAACCAAAAGAGGAGAAGGAGCGACAACAUCAACUUCUGGACGCUGAUUUCACAGAACAGAUGGAAGCGACUGAACAGGAGAGUAAACGGCAAAGGCGAGCAUGGAUUGCUGCAGUCAACCGACCUGAUGUGACGUGCAAGAACAACUUGUUGUUUGUUCGGAUCAUUUAAUUUCGGAUGUCUGUGAGGAACAUAUUCUCCCUGAGCAGAAGGAGAGGAACUCAAGCAUGGAGCAGGUGGAGCCACAACCCCCCCACAUAAAAGAGGAAGAUGAGCGACAGCCCUGCAACAUUGAAGAUAAGGAGCCACAGCCUCCACAUUCUAAAGAGGAAAAGGAGGAACCAGAGCCCCCUCACAUUAAAGAGGAAAAGGAGGAGCCAAAGCCCCUUCACUUCAAAGAGAACGAUGGGGAGAUACAGCCACCCAAUGUUAAAGAAGAAGAGGAGGAACACAGCAUCAGUCAGGUGGGAGAGCAUCUUAGAAGACUGGAUGAGGUUGAUGUCACCAAGAAGCCAGUGACUGGUGUCCCUGUGAAGAGUGAAGAUGAUGAGAAGAGAGAGGCGGAGCCUCCAAGCAGCAGCUCAACACAACACAUGACAACAGAAGCUGAUGGAGACCACUGUGGAGGAUCACAAGCAGACAAGCUCUUAGCUCCACUAUCAGAUAGUGAGGACACAACGUCACACUCUCCUGACACUGAUGAUGAAGACUCUAAAGCUGAUAAGACAUGUCACACUGACAACACCCACUUGAAAUGUUCUCACUGUGACAAAACCUUUAAAUACCAUAGUUAUCUGAAAAGACACGUGAGAAGACACACUGGAGAAAAACCAUUCACGUGCUCAGUUUGCAGGACACCGUUCUCUCAAAAGGAAACUUUGGUAAGACACAGAAGAAUGCACACUGGCGAAAAGCCUUUUAUCUGUUCAUUCUGUGGUAAAAGUUUUGUACAAAGUCAACAUUUGCAAAUACACACGAGAAUACACACUGGAGAAAAAACGUGUUCGUGUUCAAUCUGUGGUCAAGGUUUUACACGAAGUCAGUGUUUGAAAAGACACAUGAGAGUGCAUACAGGAGAGAAACCUUUUCCCUGUUCCGUUUGUGGUAAAGGAUUCACGCAAAGAACCGGUUUGAAAGUGCACAUGAGAAUACACACAGGUGAAAAACCGUAUUCCUGUUCAACCUGCAACAAAAGCUUUGCCGACGGAUCAAAACUUAUAAAACACACUAGAACACACACUGGUGAAAAAUUACAUUCCUGUUCAAUCUGCAACAGAAGCUUUUGUGACCGACCAAACCUUGUAGCGCACAUGAGAACACACACGGGAGAGAAAGUGUUGAGUUGCAGUGUAUGUGGUGAAAGAUUCUCUUAUAAGUACCAGUGUAAGAAACACAAGUGUGCUGGUGAGGACAGCAGCAGCAAAUGAAACUGCAGGAUUUGAAAUAAACUGACAAGACUUUAAUUUGGACUUUCUAACAACAUCAGUACAUAACAUGUGUGACAUCAUUGUUGUGUGUCUAACAUCCCAUCCCCAUCUAUUUUCUACCCCGUUUUGGGGUUGGGGGGGGGG